This is a messenger RNA of Sorghum bicolor (sorghum), 1515 nucleotides long. RefSeq names its product lipid phosphate phosphatase 2. Lineage: Eukaryota; Viridiplantae; Streptophyta; Magnoliopsida; Poales; Poaceae. Gene Ontology annotation, molecular function: phosphatidate phosphatase activity. Gene Ontology annotation, biological process: phospholipid metabolic process. The record is from RefSeq and is a predicted model, not a curated record. The transcript is spliced from 7 exons. The coding region runs from base 122 to 1276 and encodes 384 amino acids.
GCACGAGGAAACUCCCCAAGCAAUUCCCCCAAAUCAACCACCAAAACAGUUGUCCGUCCCCAACGCCGCAUCGCAUUGCCUCGCAUUGGAUCAGAACUGCUGGGCGUCUAUAUAAAACGGCAUGAUGAUGAUUCGUAGCCCAACGAAAGGAUCCAGGAGCAGCAAGGUGAAGAAGAGCAAGCCAACGACGACGACGACACCGGCGCCGCCGCCGGCAUUGCUCGAUCUCGCCUCCUUCACCGGCUCCAGGUCGUCGUCGGCGCAUUAUUCGUACCGCGAGGUCCCGCGCGAAGAUCAUCAUCAUCGACCUGCACCUGCACCUGCUGCUGCUGCUGCCCCCCUGGAGAUGCAGGCCUCCCAUGAUGAUGGCGCCACCGCCGCCGCCGGCCCCGCGUCGUGCUCGUCGCUGCCGACGAUGCCCAAGGUGGCGCGGUCGCACGCGUGGGACUGGGUCGCGCUGCUCCUCCUGGUCGCCGUCGACGUGCUUCUCAACGUCAUCGAGCCGUUCCACCGGUUCGUCGGCGCCGGCAUGAUGACCGACCUCAGAUACCCCAUGAAAAGCAACACCGUCCCCGUCUGGGCCGUUCCGAUCGUCGCUGUCAUUGGGCCCAUGAUCAUCUUUGUCAUCGUCUACAUCAGGAGGAGGAACGUGUACGAUCUGCACCAUGCCAUUCUAGGUAUCCUAUUCGCUGUGCUGAUAACGGGCGUCCUGACCGACGCGAUCAAGGACGCCGUCGGCCGGCCGCGCCCCAACUUCUUCUGGCGUUGCUUCCCUGAUGGAAUAGCGGUGUACGACAACAUUACAACGGGAGUCAUAUGCCAUGGUGAUCCUAGUGUGAUCAAGGAAGGACACAAGAGCUUCCCCAGUGGCCACACCUCAUGGUCAUUUGCCGGGCUGGGUUUCCUGUCGUGGUACCUGGCCGGGAAGAUCACGGUGUUCGAUCGAAGGGGGCACGUCGCCAAGCUCUGCGUGGUCCUCCUGCCCCUGCUCGUCGCGGCGUUGAUUGCCAUCUCGCGGGUGGACGACUACUGGCACCACUGGCAAGACGUCUGCACUGGCGGCUUUCUCGGAUUGGUGGUCGCUUCAGUCUGCUACCUCCAGUUCUUUCCAGCCCCGUCAGACGAGAAAGGGUUCUGGCCGCACGCGCACUUGAGGUUCGUCAGAGAGCGGGAGGCAGAGGAGAGCCGGGCAACGCAGCGGUCUACGGAGACCGCCGGAGCGCGCACGAGCCACGAACUGGAUGCGUUGGAAGCCGGCAGGAGAGACCAGUUGUAGCAGCACGAUGUAGCAGGUGUUGCGUGCGCACUACUAAUGGUGUACAGGAGUCCCCGUGGCUUGUGGUUAUCUGCAGGUAACACCUGACGCUAACUACUGACGCGAUCCCUCUUUGUUCGUACAUACUCCACGCAUGCCCUGAAACGCUGUGUAAAUACUUCUGUACUCUUUGGAGUCUGUAUAUAUCUGCUUUUAUGUGCAGCAAUAAGCAAUUGAAGUUUAAUUACUUAUUACUUUAA